UGGAAACAAUCAAUGUAUCAUAUCAAAACGCAUUUAAAUCAACCAACAAUUUAGAGGGGAAAACUUUUGUGGAGAGAUUCAACGAGGUCAGAGUCAUUUGUUCUGACAUAAGAUAAACAAGAAAAAUCAAUUUUUGACUUUUAAUUCAGAAUUCAAAAUGCAAUUGCCGGUGUACCCUUGUCAUCUACCGGAACAUGGAAACAAGUAGUGGCUGGUGUUAAAGAUCACUUUACAAUUGUCGUGUUAUCCAUGUGA
Adineta ricciae is the source of this 255-nucleotide messenger RNA. The record is from the annotation of a GenBank genome assembly. NCBI's taxonomy places the organism in Eukaryota, Metazoa, Rotifera, Eurotatoria, Adinetida, Adinetidae.